AAUCUCAUCUUCCACCACAUAUGAUUCCAUCUUUCUUUAUUAUUCUUGAUAAGUUACCAUUGAAUCCAAAUGGAAAAGUAGACAGAAAACAACUUCCUUCACCUGAAUUUUCUUUAUCGACUUCGUUAUUGUCCGAUAAAUCUGAUACUCCUCUUAAUCAGUUCGAAAAACGUAUACACACUAUUUGGUGUCAAGUUCUUCAUUCUAAUGAAAAUUGCAUUGCUAGAACUACCAGUUUUUUCAGUGUUGGUGGUCAUUCACUGUUAUUUAUUGAACUUUAUCAUCAUUAUCAAUCAGUAUUUAACUUUGAUGCUCAUACACUUUCGAUUGCUCCAUUUCUUCAGCAACCAACUAUUUUUCAACAUUCACAACUACUUCAAACAGUUAUAAUAAAUAAUGUCAACGCAACACAAUGGUACACGUUACAUAUAAAUGAAGGUAUUGCUUCUUUUGCUCAAGAGCGUAUGUUUCUCGAUGAACAAGUUCGUUUUUCAAGUGAUAUAGCUAUCUAUAAUGAACUAUCGACUUUACAAAUUGUUCAAGGAUCAUUAUCAUUAACUCGUUUAUCACAAGCAUUUCGAUAUGUUUUGAAUAAACAUAAAGUAUUACGGACAUCUCUUAUGUUAAAUAAUGAUAAUGGUAUUUUGAAACAAUGCAUUACAGAUAUACACAAAACAUUCACAAUCACUAUGGAUCAAACAUUUGAAAAUGAUAAUGAACUUCAAGACAUUAUCUAUCAAACAACUAUUAAUCCUAAUCUCUUUGAUUUAUCAACUGGUCGUGUUUUUCAUGCUGAAAUUCUGAGACAUCAAAUAUCGUUAAAUGAAAAUAAUAAUAAUGAAUUCAUAACUAAUUCUGAUGUUCUCCUCAUUGCUUUUCAUCAUGCGGCAUUUGAUCGAGCAAGUUUUUCAAUCUUUUCUAAUGAUUUAUGUUUCGCUUAUAGUACUAAUGCAAUAUCAAUAGAAGAUGAUGAUGAAUCAUUGCAAUAUAUUGAUUAUAGUAUACAUGAGCGUCUAAUUGAUAUGACAAAAUCUCGUGAGUUUUGGUAUUUACAAUUAGAAGAAUACAAUUUCGAAUCUCACCUAUUAUUACCAGUUGAUCGACAUCGUUUGUCCAAUGAUCAUCGAUCGAGUUCUGCUUCUGUCACUCAAAUCUCUUUUGACAACGAGAUUUCGCAAUCAUUUCUUGAUUAUGCUUCUAUACGUCAUGUGACACCAUUUCAGUUAGGUCUGUCUAUAUUAUAUGCUUUUCUUUUCAAGUUAAUUCAUGGCGAAAAUGAUUUGUGUAUUUCUUGUCUUAAUGCUAAUCGAUACAGAACUGAACUGCAGAAUAUAAUGGGAAUGUUUGUUUCAACAUUACCAUAUCGUCUUCAACUUGAUCGUCAUUGUUUAUUUGAUGAUCUUGUUAAAUAUGUGCAAGAAAAAUGUUUAUCAAUUCUUGAACAUUCCCAUUAUCCACUUCAAUAUAUUCUUGCUAAUUUACAUAUUAACCAAUCAAAUAUUUCAUUUCUCGAAACAGUGUAUGACUUUAUAACUUUAUCGCCACAGAGCGAUGAAUUAUCUUUGGAUGAAGCAAGUUUCAAACAAGUGUCACUGGAACGAUCAUUUGAAGUGGCUAAGUUUGAUUUUAUGUUAAUGUUUGUCUAUAAUCCAAUAUUGGAAAAUAAUAGAUUAUCAUUUCGUUUGACUUGUUCACAUGAUCUGUUUGAUGAGAUUACAGUUACAAAUAUAGGUCGAAGAUUAGAAUAUUUUUUUCAACAACUUUUUUCAUCGAAUGAAACUAUCAACCAGAUUGAUAGAGGUUUUACAUUUAUGUCGAAACUCGAUCUUAUUCUACCAGAAGAAACUCAAGAAAUGGAAGAUGUUAUCGUUUGUCGACAAUCACAUAUAAUGAACGAAGGUAUAUAUAUCUAG
Messenger RNA from Adineta steineri, 1913 nucleotides. The record is from the annotation of a GenBank genome assembly. Lineage: Eukaryota; Metazoa; Rotifera; Eurotatoria; Adinetida; Adinetidae.